Stegodyphus dumicola is the source of this 960-nucleotide messenger RNA. RefSeq lists its product as uncharacterized. The record is from RefSeq and is a predicted model, not a curated record. NCBI's taxonomy places the organism in Eukaryota, Metazoa, Arthropoda, Arachnida, Araneae, Eresidae.
AUCAUUUAGGAUAUAAAAAAGAGUUCUUGGGUUUAGAUAUGUAAAUUUUGAGUAAAUCAGUUCAGCGCAUUCAGCACUAACCCAGCAGCACACCAGACGUUCUAUUCUGCUUUAGAACAAUGCAACUGUUGUAUUUAUCCUUCGUUUUUCUGUUUGGGGCAGUCAGUUGCAUUAGGGAUUGUGAAAUAUUCCAUUGUUUCCCUGAUGUAGAUUUUGAUUUUUAUGAUUUGCCAAAUGAGGAGCGGCUGCACAAGUUAUGUCCUGACAUACUAAAAGGUCUUGAAUGCGCUGACGAAACCAUGCUUUCAUGCACCGGAUCGAAUUUAAGGGAACUGGCAAAAUCAUCCAAUGUAACUAUUGCCCAAUUUGCUGAAGAUAUGAUCUCCGUAAGAGACUUUUUCGCAGAUCUGUGCUUCGAAAAUUCUAAUUUGCAUGAAGCUUAUGUUCAAAGUUAUGCAUGUGUUUCCGAAUACUUUUCAUCUCCAAAACAUACUUGCAACGCUUUAGAACAGGCUACGUACGAAGCUUACAAAGAACUGCUCAGUGAAUUACCAGAAGAACAAAAAUCAAGUCUUCCAUCAGCAGACAAUAAAUGCUUGAGCGAGGCUUAUUACUUUUAUUGCGUUGCUAAACAGAUUAAGAUGAAAUGUGGCGAACCUGGCAGGUAUCUUUUCGAAUCGAUGAUACUGAGAACCAUGGGGUUUGCUAUCGAAGGUUGUCGAAAGGAAGAGUUAGCGGAUAUUAAACAAAAGUUCCUUGAAUCCUUGGACGUAACAGGGGAACGCAAAGAUUACUUUCUUGAAGCAUUCGAAGCAAUAAUGAAGAGAAAGUGAAUAAUUUCGUGAAAAAAUUUCAGGAUGGAAUUUUCAGAAUUAUCAAGUCAAGCAAUUUUGUGAACACUUUUACCAAUGCUCUGUAAUAUCUAAUUGAAACCAUUAAAAUAUAUUGUGCAUAUAUAAA